CUGUACUCUUCUGCGCUCGCCUUUGCACCUCAGAAGAGCAUAGUUUGUCAGACGUUUGAGAGCGACAUUCCUGCCUGGCUAGCGCUCCGACCAGAGGCCGAGACCAACUGGGACCAGUGCCUCCAGAAGCUCGAGGGCCAUAACGGCUCCGUCAACUCGGUGGCCUUCUCGCACGACUCAGCCCUUGUGGCAUCGGCUUCCGGGGACGAGACGGUCCGGCUCUGGCGCACCGAUACGGGCGACUGCGUCCAGGAACUCAAGGGCCAUAGCGACUCCGUCUUCUCGGUGGCCUUCUCGCACGACUCGGCCCUUGUGGCAUCGGCUUCCGGGGACGAGACGGUCCGGCUCUGGCGCACCGAUACGGGCGACUGCGUCCAGGAACUCAAGGGCCAUAGCGACUCCGUCUUCUCGGUGGCCUUCUCGCACGACUCAGCCCUUGUGGCAUCGGCUUCCGGGGACGAGACGGUCCGGCUCUGGCGCACCGAUACGGGCGACUGCGUCCAGGAACUCAAGGGCCAUAGCCACUCCGUCAACUCGGUGGCCUUCUCGCACGACUCGGCCCUUGUGGCAUCCGCUUCAUACGAUAAGACGGUCCGGCUCUGGCGCACCGAUACGGGCGACUGCGUCCAACAAACUGAGAUUGGAACGGCUCUAUUGCCAUUAGCAAUUCAGCUUUAA
Messenger RNA from Colletotrichum karsti, 678 nucleotides. RefSeq lists its product as uncharacterized. Lineage: Eukaryota; Fungi; Ascomycota; Sordariomycetes; Glomerellales; Glomerellaceae. Gene Ontology annotation, molecular function: protein binding. The transcript has 2 exons. The record is from RefSeq and is a predicted model, not a curated record.